This is a messenger RNA of Juglans regia (Persian walnut), 1984 nucleotides long. Its product is annotated as protein FAR-RED ELONGATED HYPOCOTYL 3-like. The transcript is spliced from 6 exons. Gene Ontology annotation, molecular function: zinc ion binding. The record is from RefSeq and is a predicted model, not a curated record. The coding region runs from base 64 to 1080 and encodes 338 amino acids. NCBI's taxonomy places the organism in Eukaryota, Viridiplantae, Streptophyta, Magnoliopsida, Fagales, Juglandaceae.
UCCUUAUAUGAGGAAAGGUCUUUUUGGGUUCCAGCUUACUUGAAAAGUGUAUUCUGGGCUGGAAUGAGCACAACACAAAGGUCGGAAAGCAUGAAUGCAUUUUUCGAUGGGUAUGUCCAUUCCGGUACCACGUUGAAGGAAUUCGUCGACCAAUUUGAUAAUGCUCUUAGAAAGAAGGUGGAGUUAGAGACAAUGGCUGAUUUCAAUUCUAACAACCAAACUAUUCCCUGCGUGUCCCAUUUUAAUAUUGAGAAGCAGUUUCAAAGGUUAUAUACAAAUGCAAAGUUCAAAGAGGUACAAAGAGAGUUGCUGGGCCUAAUGUGUUGUAAUUGUUCGUUGGUAAGCACAGAAGGGUGCAUUUUAAAAUACCAAGUGUUCGAUGAAAUAAGUACUGAUGACCACAUCAAAACACUCAAUUUCUGUGUUUACUAUAACGAAGAGGAGGUGGAGGUCAAAUGCACGUGUGCAUUGUUUCAGAUGAGGGGGAUUCUAUGCAGGCAUGCACUUAGAGUUUGCCAGUUCAAAAAGAUUAAUGUGCUGCCAGAUGUAUAUGUGUUGGAUCGUUGGAGAAAGGACUUAAAGAGGACAUACACAUUAGUCAGAAGUAGUUACGAUGACCAGCGGGACAGAACAGACGCACGGAAUUAUGAGCGGGUGCUUAAAAGAUGUUCGAAAUUAGCGACCAAGAUAUCCUCUGAUAAUGAAAAAAUUGAUGCUUUCUUGCGUGUAGUUGAUGAAUUUGAGACUAAAUGUGAAGGUUCAACACUAGAGUCGGCAUAUGAACAAACGAAGGCCAAAGCAAAUGUCGUCUUGGAUAAGGGUAAGAAGAUACUAAGCCCCAAUGUGGUUCGAGGGAAAGGGAGACCCCCAAGUAAGAGAAAGGUUCCACCAGUGGAAAAGUUGGCAACAAAGAGAAAGAAACCGACUUCCAGGAAAAUCUUGGUAGAUGAAACAGAAUUGGGUGAGAUACCGGGAUCUGAACAACACCAAUUUCAUGAUGGGGUUGAUGUUGAGACACAAAACAGCAUUCUUACACAAUCAACUCCACAGAUGUGUCACCAUCUUGAUGCACACUUGUAAUCCCAUGGUGAUGAGAAGCCACAUUUUUUGAAGCUCUUGGAGAGGGAGAAGCUGGAAUUUGGGAGUUCGAUGAGUAACUUGUCUCUGGGGGCCGUAGCUCAUUCUAAUUAUCUCGCAUUUUUUUUUCCUGUUUAGUAUUAUUUUGCAUGAUUGGCUCUGUUGAUUUUUCUCUAAAGUGUUAUUUUUAGAUACUUGUAUUUCUCAUUGAUUUGUCUUUAUAUCCUCUAACAUUGUAUGAUUGUAUUUCUCAGAUCUGCCGCCGUGAUUGAGUUGCUGUUUUUGUGUCUUUUAGAGGGUUGGGUGGUAGUUUUGUGGCUUUAUAUCCUCCUAGUGUAGUUUUGGUAUCCAUGGGUGUAUGCUAGAGGGUAAGGUUUUUUUUUGGAGAUGCAACGGGUAAUUUUUUGUACCUCUUGGAGAUCGAAGGUGUUUUGGUACCAUGAGCCAACAAGUUUUGGAGGACUACUACAAAGUUUUGGAGGUUGAUGAUGAUGCAACUGAGGAAAAUAUCAGAUUGAAUUACCUAAGGCUUCCACUGCAACAUUGGUGAACAAGUUCACUGAAAUUGUGAGAUGGAAGUUGAGGAACAAAUUUCACUAUAAGGUAUUAAUCCCACUGAAGAGGAUAAUGAGAGUUGAGCUAAGUGAGAAUGUAAGGAAGCCAUGAAUGGUGUACAUAGAAGGGAAAAAGUAAGGAAGCCAUGCAUGACACGUUGCCACUCUCUCAAUUAAUAGAUCAUAUUUGUCUAUUUAUGUUCUGGUUUAUAUAUCAGUGCAUUGGUUGGGUUGCCGCCUAAGUGAGAAUGUAAGGAAGUCAUGAAUGGUGUACAUAGAAGGGAAAAAGUAAGGAAGCCAUGCAUGACACGUUGCCACUCUCUCAAUUAAUAGAUCAUAUUUGUCUAUUUAUG